CAAAAUUUGUGUAAUUUCCUGUUCAAUGCUUGUAAUCUCACUGAAAUGUCUAUAUCCACUGGUGUACGUUAUUUUGCACAGAAUCUCUUCAGCAACUGGCAUUGUAUGCUGAUAGCUCGAAAUGUUCAACUGGCUCGCAUUCUUCGACACGGAGAGUACGAAUGGCAGGAUCCCAAAAGCGAAGAUGAAGUCGUAAACAUUACGUACAUUGACAAAGACGGCAAAAGAGUACCGGUACGGGGUAAGGUAGGUGAUAAUGCUCUUUAUCUUGCCCAUCGAUACGGUGUCGAUAUGGAGGGUGCCUGCGAGGCUUCGCUGGCAUGCACAACCUGUCACGUGUAUGUGCUGAACGACUAUGGCAACCGGUUGCCACCGUCGGAAGAGAAAGAGGACGACCUGCUAGAUAUGGCACCUUUCCUAAAGGAGAACUCCCGUCUAGGCUGUCAGAUUGUGUUAACCAAGCAGCUGGAAGGAAUGGAACUGCAACUACCGAAAGCUACGAGGAACUUCUACGUAGAUGGACACAAACCAAAGCCGCACUAGUUUGGGAAGAAACAAUGGAAUUAGACUGAUAUCUAGUUUUUCGAAAGUAAAUUGUUUGUUAUUAGAGA
Messenger RNA from Sabethes cyaneus, 611 nucleotides. It is a transcript of the gene Fdx1, whose product is annotated as adrenodoxin-like protein 1, mitochondrial. The transcript is spliced from 3 exons. The record is from RefSeq and is a predicted model, not a curated record. Bases 46 to 543 code for a protein of 165 amino acids. NCBI's taxonomy places the organism in Eukaryota, Metazoa, Arthropoda, Insecta, Diptera, Culicidae. Gene Ontology annotation, biological process: positive regulation of oxidoreductase activity; P450-containing electron transport chain. Gene Ontology annotation, molecular function: 2 iron, 2 sulfur cluster binding. Gene Ontology annotation, cellular component: mitochondrion.